This is a messenger RNA of Theileria parva strain Muguga, 2325 nucleotides long. RefSeq names its product chaperone protein DnaK (gene dnaK). Lineage: Eukaryota; Apicomplexa; Aconoidasida; Piroplasmida; Theileriidae. Bases 246 to 2291 code for a protein of 681 amino acids. The record is from RefSeq and is a predicted model, not a curated record. Gene Ontology annotation, biological process: cellular response to unfolded protein; protein refolding. Gene Ontology annotation, molecular function: ATP-dependent protein folding chaperone; ATP binding; ATP hydrolysis activity. The transcript has a single exon. Gene Ontology annotation, cellular component: mitochondrion; cytoplasm.
AAAAAACCUUAGAAUCUCGGCCCGAUGGUUCCCCACAAGCUACAGAAAACAUUUUCACUAAAUAUGUUAAUUUUUAUCAGUAUAUAAACCAAAAAUCAUCAUUUGAAUACACUUUGUUUUAGUGUAUCAGGAAUCUUCUCCAAAUUCAGUAUACAUAUUGUAUAAUAUAGUAGUAGAGACUGAUACUUAUUAGUAUAAAAAAUUAAACGCAGCGUGAAUAAAAUAUCAACCACAAGCAUUUUAAAAUGAAGUCGUUAAGGCGUUUGUAUUCUAUUUUUAAUUCCUCUCGAUGUUCACUUGAAUUAUCGAACAAGUUGUCUACAAUCUCAGGAAUUACAACAAUGUUGGAUUCCUUGAGAAUCGGGUCCCGCAGAGGCAUUUUUACCUCCACAGGAAGGUUCGCUAAGGUUCAAGGGGACGUGGUUGGAAUUGACUUGGGUACCACAAACUCCUGUGUCGCAAUCAUGGAAGGCUCAACCCCGAAGGUUAUUGAGAACGCUGAAGGUGCUAGGACAACUCCAUCUAUUGUAGCAUUCACAGACGAUGGUCAGAGACUUGUAGGUGUGGUAGCGAAACGCCAAGCUGUGACUAACCCAGAAAACACGGUUUUUGCCACUAAGCGUUUCAUCGGCCGUAAGUUUGACGACCCUGAAACUAAGAAGGAACAACAGACUCUCCCCUACAAGAUAGUUAGAUCAUCCAACAACGACGCGUGGAUAGAAGCCCAAGGCAAACAAUACUCCCCCAGCCAAAUCGGAGCGUAUAUUUUAGCAAAGAUGAAGGAGACCGCGGAGUCGUACUUGGGUAGAACAGUUUCAAAAGCUGUUAUCACAGUUCCAGCGUAUUUCAACGACUCUCAGAGACAAGCUACAAAAGACGCCGGUAAGAUUGCAGGCUUGGAAGUAUUGCGUAUAAUUAACGAGCCCACAGCUGCUGCGCUGGCCUUUGGAAUGGAUAAGAAUGACGGAAAGACAAUUGCAGUGUACGACUUGGGAGGUGGUACGUUUGAUGUGAGUAUUUUGGAGAUUUUGGGCGGUGUGUUUGAAGUUAAGGCCACAAACGGUAACACUUCACUAGGUGGUGAAGACUUUGACCAGAGGAUCCUGAAUUUCUUGGUUGACGAGUUCAAGAAGACCAACGGAAUUGACCUUAAGAAGGACAAACUGGCCCUUCAGAGACUCAGGGAAUCCUCAGAAUCAGCCAAAAUUGAACUUUCAACCAAGACCCAAACUGAGAUUAACUUGCCCUUUAUCACAGCUGACCAGUCAGGCCCAAAACACCUCUUGAUAAAGUUGAGUCGCUCGAAGUUAGAGCAGUUGACAAGUGAGUUGCUCGAGGGCACUGUGGACCCAUGCAAGAAGUGCUUAAAGGACGCAGGCGUUAAUGCAAGUGAGUUGAACGACGUGAUCCUGGUGGGAGGAAUGACAAGGAUGCCGAAGGUGACUGAAGUGGUGAAGAACAUCUUCGGAAAGGAGCCGAGCAAGGCAGUUAACCCAGAUGAAGCAGUCGCCAUGGGAGCUGCGAUCCAGGCAGGAGUACUAAAAGGUGAGAUCAAAGACCUUUUACUACUGGACGUGUGUCCAUUAUCUCUCGGUAUUGAGACUUUGGGAGGUGUGUUUACGAGGCUUAUUAACAGGAACACCACCAUACCUACAAAGAAGUCACAGAUCUUCUCAACUGCAGCUGAUAACCAAACUCAAGUGGGUAUUAAGGUAUACCAAGGUGAACGUGGAAUGGCAGCUGACAACCAACUUCUGGGCCAAUUUGACCUUGUUGGUAUCCCACCAGCACCGAGGGGUGUUCCUCAAAUUGAAGUUACCUUCGACGUUGACGCCAACGGCAUUAUGAACAUCUCUGCAGUUGACAAGUCCACGGGAAAGAGGCAGGAGAUCACAAUUCAAAGCUCAGGCGGUUUAUCAGAAGAGGAAGUUGAGAAGAUGGUCAAGGAGGCCUCAAACUACAAGGAGCAGGAUGACAGGAGGAAAGAGCUUGUGGAUGUUAGAAACGAGUCAGAAUCUCUACUUUACAGCGUUGAAAAGCAACUCACUGACUUCAAGGACAAGGUAUCUCAGGCAGAACUCGACCAGCUCAAGACCCUAUCAACUUCACUUAAGGAGGUGCUCACCACUGACGAUGUUAGCGCCAUCAAGGAUAAACACAAACAACUCCAGGAACUCUCUUGGAAGGUCUCUCAGGCAGCUUAUUCGAAGUCAAACACUGGCUCCACCUCCGCCAAUGCCUCUGAAAACGCCAACACCUCUAAUGAGGAAAACGAUACACAUAACAAGUAAUCUAGUUACCAACUAAUUUUAUACGUUUAUGCUA